Plectropomus leopardus (leopard coralgrouper) is the source of this 1629-nucleotide messenger RNA. RefSeq names its product monoacylglycerol O-acyltransferase 2 (gene mogat2). Gene Ontology annotation, biological process: diacylglycerol biosynthetic process; triglyceride biosynthetic process. Gene Ontology annotation, molecular function: 2-acylglycerol O-acyltransferase activity; diacylglycerol O-acyltransferase activity. The record is from RefSeq and is a predicted model, not a curated record. Lineage: Eukaryota; Metazoa; Chordata; Actinopteri; Perciformes; Serranidae. Gene Ontology annotation, cellular component: endoplasmic reticulum membrane.
UCAGAUGUGUGAUUGACAAAUCAAACCCCUCAUUGAGUCUGCGAGAUAAGGUGAGGUGAUGGUGGAGAGGCGAGAACUUUGGACCCACUUCACUCGCUCCUCUUCUUUGCCACCGGCUGCAGCGCCUCGGUUCGUCUCUCUUCUUCAGUGGACAGCAUGAAGAUCGAGUUUGCCCCGUUGGAGACUCCCCUGCACCGGAGGCUGCAGACGGCCACGGUGCUGCAGUGGGUCUACUCCUUCCUCGGCCUGGCGCCCACGUGCAUCUUCCUCUUCUUCUACCUGCUGUUCACUCGCUUCUGGCUCAUCAGCGUGCUGUACGCCGUCUGGUGGUUCUUUGACUAUGACACGCCGGCACGUGGAGGCCGCAGGGUGCCUUUUUUGUGUGGCCUCAAACUUUGGGAUUAUAUGCGGGAUUACUUCCCCAUCAAGUUGGUGAAGACAGCUGACCUCGAUCCCAGGCACAAUUACGUCCUCGGCUUCCAUCCUCAUGGCGUGCUGGUGGCAGGAGCCUUUACCAACUUCUGUACCUACGCUACAGGCUUCAGAGAGCUGUUUCGCCUCACCAGCUACCUGCUCAUGUUGCCCCUUUGGUUCAGAGCCCCAUUUUUCAGAGACUACAUCAUGUGUGCAGGUCUAAUUCCUUCCGACAAAGAGAGCGCCACCUACGUACUCUCCAAAAAAGGUGGCGGUAACGCUGUGGUUAUUGCAGUUGGAGGGGCCCCAGAGGCCCUCGAUGCCCACCCCGGUACCUACAAUGUGCUACUGGCUCAGAAGAAAGGCUUCAUCAAAAUUGCGCUGGAGCACGGUGCCCAUCUGGUGCCGGUCUUCUCCUUUGGAGAAAAUGAAGUGUUUGAUCAAGUGGAAAAUCAAAGAGGAACCUGGCUUCGCUGGACACAGGAGAGGCUCCAAAGCGUCAUGGGUAUCUCCCUGCCGUUUCAUGCCCGUGGUGUUUUCCAGUACUCCUUUGGUCUCAUGCCUUACAGAAAACCAAUCAAUACAGUUGUUGGACGGCCGAUUAGGGUCGAGAGGAAUCAGAAGCCAACGGCCGAGGAACUCGAUGCCCUGCACCAGCGGUACAUGGAUGAACUCAGCAAUCUGUUUGAGGAGCACAAAGGCAACUACGGCGUGGAUAAAGACACACACCUGAACUUUGUCUGAACUGGACUGAUAACGCUGUCGGUUUGAAUGCAUAUUUAUUUGUAAAGCUCGCCAGGCUCAGAUAUUUGUUUCAAUUGCAUCAGAAACGUGACUUUGCUCUGCAACCAGCCUGUUGAUUAAAGAUAAAUAAACUGUUGUUGGUUCUGUAAUAAGACACACUUCUGUAUCUGUUUAUAUAAGGGACGAUUCAAUUACUCCAUGAAAGAAAAGGAACCAGAAUAGAGAUACUCAUCCAUUACUGAGACCUGAGGCUGUUCACUCAGACUUCUGUGUGGGAAAUCACUGCAGAACACCAGCAACACAAGUUUCCUCACCAUCUCCCAGUGGUGGCAUCUGUCUGGAGUUUUGGACUUUGUGCAAGACCUGACAACUUUCUCAAACAGAGUCAUAGGUUGAAUUCAGGUUGCAACAUCAUUUGGAGACGCUGUCAUAAAAUACCAAUAAUUUGGUAUCUUUCCAAAGGCUAUAAGC